This is a messenger RNA of Pterocles gutturalis (yellow-throated sandgrouse), 524 nucleotides long. Its product is annotated as zinc finger C2HC domain-containing protein 1A-like. Lineage: Eukaryota; Metazoa; Chordata; Aves; Pterocliformes; Pteroclidae. The transcript has 4 exons. The annotation marks the transcript as partial. The record is from RefSeq and is a predicted model, not a curated record.
GUACCUCUUCAAGUAAAGGACUAUCUUCGUCUGGAUCCAGUGGGGGCAAAAUUCAGACAUUAUCACCAGCUCAUAAAAACUCAUUGGGAAUGGUGAACCCACAAGCAGGUAAAAUGGACAAGUUAGGCUCAUCACUGCGAACUGGAAGACAUGUGCAAAGGUUUAAUGACACUGAUACAAAAACAGACAGUACCAUCAAAAGACCAAAUGAAUUGUUGCCUUUAAAGAAAGGCUCAACAAAAACACGGACAUCAACCCCUCCUAGUGUGGCAAGAACCAUGAGCACGGGUGCUCUAACAAACAAAAGAAAAACUAGCAAUUCAGACAGUUACUCAAGGUCUAAUGGUAAAACUGGGUAUGACAGUGGAGACUGCCCAUCCUCAGUGAAUGGAGGAAGUUCAAAAAGCAGCGAAGGAAAUUCACCUGGACAGUUAUCAAAGUUCUGCCAUGAAUGUGGAACAAAGUAUCCAGUGGAAUGGGCGAAGUUUUGCUGCGAGUGUGGAAUUCGAAGAAUGGUUGUGUGA